GGAGAAAAUCGGGAGAGAGGAGAGAGAAAACGUAACGACGACGUCCGAAAUAAACACGGCGAAAUAUCGAUCCUCCUUCGAGACAAUCAGAUUUCCCACCGUCCGCGCGGUUAUUUCAUCAACACUGUCGUCCAGAUUGUCCAGAAAUGCCUCGGACCGCUGAGUUCUUGUUAGCCAAUCGAAACUCGCGUCGACGCGGAGCGGACGUCACGUCUUGUCGUUCAAUAAGCAUCGUCCUUUAAGUCGGUAACAACACGAAAAGACGCGCGCGGCGCGAAAAGGUCGCACUGUGUUUACGUUGCGCACGUUACGCAUUUAAAAUCACACGUCCGGCGAAACAUUCGGCAAAUACAGUCGUUAAAAUACGUGAGAUUAAGUGAAAUCGGCGGUACAUUUCCCGAGAGAGAUGAACGAGAUCGUGGCGAAAUUUGAGACUUGGAGGGAACUAAUUGAGUUGGAGAAACUACAAGGUGUGUCGGAGGAUGUCGAGAUGAGCAUCCGUGAAUUGAACGGCCAUAUAUUUCAAUUGCUGCUACAAUUAUGUCGCACGGCAGAUAAAUGUGAUAAACGGAAUCACGAGAUUGGGAAGAGUAUUGCUAAAUUAGCCAAAUUACUUUGCCUAUUGAUCACAAGGAUACCUAUAACUUGUAUAAUUGAUGAAAAAUUUGGCUCAGCUUUAUUUCAAAUUGUACAGAGUUUAAUUUCUUUUAAUCUAUACGAGGAUGCUGCAAAUAUUUGUCGUAUAUUACAUAAGCCUCAAUUGGGUACCAGAAGUGAUCUAUACGAGGAUGCUGCAAAUAUUUGUCGUAUAUUACAUAAGCCUCAAUUGGGUACCAGAACUAGAAGUGAUCGUUUAAAUGGACUGGAUAGGAUACCAAUUCUAAAAGAUUUAUGUUCUUUGUGGGAACUGACAACGAUCCGCACAUAUGGAAUGUUUAUAAUCGAGACAAAUACAGAAAAUUAUAAUAAAUUUAAAAUUGUUCUGUUCAAAGAAUUGAAAAUGAUUCAGAUGGCACAUAAAAAUUAUACCAGCCAUGUCCUUUCCAAAAUAAACCAUUACUUAUGUAAAUUAGAGAAACUGAAUUAUAAGUAUAUAAAGUAUUAUAAUGAUUUUAGUAAAUAUAUAUUGGAAUACUUCUCGGAACUGCAGUUGCAUUUGGACAAGGAUGAGAAAUACAUAACAUAUCGCCAUAUACUUAUUUUUGUAUAUCAUAUAGAUAGUUUUAUGUUUGACAUGAAUGGAAUUGAUGAUACAACUGAACGCAUUGAAGAUGCAGCAAAAAUAGUAAAACAAUUAUUUGAAGAGUUUGAAGCCAUUCUGGCAGAGGACGAGGAAUGCUACAAAUGCUUUCAACAAUAUCAAAACUUCUGUAAGGCUCUUUUACUGCCAAUGAAGAAUCUCAUCAGCGACAGUGCCAAAAGUAUACAAAAUAUCAUACAUUGUAAUUUAAAUAUUGCGCAACAAUACGGAUAUACUGGAUGUCUUAAGUUGAAUGCAUUCAGCUUUCACAAGGUAAACAACUUCGUGAUUACCUACUGGAGAAAUUGUGCGUGGACUGAUAAACACAUGCUUAAGCAUUUGCUCGAUUCUGGCAUCUUGCCAGAAUUAAUAAAAUUUUAUAUUCAUCUAAAUACAGAUGAGUUUUACAUCGACCAAGUGUGGAUUGAAUGUCACAGUAGAGGGUGCAAAAACAAAAACUGUAAUAUCAAGCAGGACUUAGACGAUUUUAUAACAAGAAAAAUAGAUAUUUCUUAUUUGAUAAAAGACUUUCCUACUAAAACUUUGCCAGCCGAGGUAUGUAAUCUUGCUAGGAAAAUCUUGGAGCAAAACAUCAAAUCGAUCAUUUAUGAAAUAAAGAAAAGCGAAUGUAUCCGUUGGAUGCAUAACUGGAGUAUUUGCUGUAAAUUAAUUUAUGAACUAGGCAUAUUGUCUGAGCAUGUUUAUGAGGAAAGCGUACAUCUAUUCUCCUUUUUAUGUACCUGCGUCGUUGAACUCGAAGGAAUAGAAUCUAUAUAUCUCAAAAAUUCUAAGAAUCUUAAGAAGAUUACUUCUCUCGGAUUGCACGGACUAAGUGUUGUGCAUUACAAUAAUAAAAUGUACAGAAAAGCCAUGACUGCGUGUGCAUUGAAUGCUUUAUUGACUUGUAAGCAGUCGGACACAAAAGCUUUUCAUAUGUGGAUGCGUAUUAAGGAAAAUGCCCCCAAAGAAGUUGCAAACUUAACUAUGCUGGAGUGCUUGAAAACUAAAGACAAGAUGAAGAGCGAACUGGGAUUUUCAUUCGAUACCUCCAAAUACGAUCUUUCUAAAUUGAUUUUACGUGAAAAAGCGGCAGCAGAUCUCGACGAUUUUGGUAUAUUUCUCGCGACUGGGAUUUCUCGAGUCUGGAAUGAUGUUGGAGAGGAAACGAACAUAGCAACAUAUUUUGAAAUAACAAGCGCAGAUUUUUCUCUUGAUUCUUCUAGUGAUGAAUAAACAUGUUCGUCGAAUAUAAUUAUGAAUUUGUACUGUAUAUCUCUUUAUAUCUCUGAUGUAUGUACACAGAUAUGGCAAUUUUGAUAUGGCAUACGUUGGUUUUCAGCAAGUUCAUUAGUUAUAAUAAUUGUUAAGUAGAAAGUUUAUUGAUGUUGGCAUGUUAGCGCAUAACUUUAAUGUAUAGUUUCAUGCAAGUUUAUGUUUGUAAAGAUUAUCGGUUUUACACAUAUUUUUGUUUCCACAGAUUUUUGUUUUCGCUGAUCUUUGAUGCAUUAAAUUUCGUUUGAAUAUCCUAUGAUA
Messenger RNA from Wasmannia auropunctata (little fire ant), 2773 nucleotides. RefSeq lists its product as uncharacterized. NCBI's taxonomy places the organism in Eukaryota, Metazoa, Arthropoda, Insecta, Hymenoptera, Formicidae. The coding region runs from base 407 to 2473 and encodes 688 amino acids. The transcript has 2 exons. The record is from RefSeq and is a predicted model, not a curated record.